Galleria mellonella (greater wax moth) is the source of this 2221-nucleotide messenger RNA. RefSeq names its product probable cytochrome P450 9f2. The coding region runs from base 84 to 1670 and encodes 528 amino acids. The record is from RefSeq and is a predicted model, not a curated record. The transcript is spliced from 10 exons. NCBI's taxonomy places the organism in Eukaryota, Metazoa, Arthropoda, Insecta, Lepidoptera, Pyralidae. Gene Ontology annotation, molecular function: monooxygenase activity; heme binding; oxidoreductase activity, acting on paired donors, with incorporation or reduction of molecular oxygen.
CUAGACAGGUCUUGCGUCUGAGUUUACAGUUCCCAUUCCCGCUGCCAUUGAUCCCACACGCGCGGUAGAAUUACGACGUCACAAUGUUUGUGGAGUUGCUAAUAUUUCUUCUAACAUUUUUAAUAGCUUAUUAUCUAUAUUUUUAUUAUAAAAUACACGAUUUCUUUAAAAAGAGAGAUGUUAAAUUCGUGCCCGGUAUUCCUAUGUUCGGAAAUGUGUUUCAAAGUUCCAUUUUGAAGAAGCACCUUUGGGAAGAUGUCGACGCUGUCUACAGAGCUUUUCCGGACGAAAAAUAUGUCGGAUUCAUCGAAGGCACUGUACCUGUAAUCCUUAUCAGGGAGCCAACGUUGAUAAAAGCAAUUACUGUUAAGGACUUCGAUCACUUUGUCAAUCACAAGGAUUUCUUUGACAAAGAUAUGGAGCCCUUAUUUGCAACCAGUUUGAUACAGAUGAAAGACGACAGAUGGCGCGAUAUGCGAGUAACCCUCAGUCCAGCGUUCACCGGCUCCAAAAUGAGACAAAUGUUGCCGUUCAUGACUGAAAUCAGCAAGAAUAUUGUUGACUAUAUUAAAGAUCAUCCUUCAAAUGAAAGCCACGUAGACGACCUUGUUCGUCGGUAUACCGUCGACGUCAUAGCAUCAGCCGGCUUCGGUCUCCAAAUCAACUCUCUUAAGGACAGAGACAACGAUUUCUUUAGACUGGGAUCAAACUUAUUCAACUUCAGCUACAAGCAGAGGGUUGUAGAGUUUUUAUCUAAUCAUUGUCCGAUAAUUGGCAAGAUAUUUGGACUCAAAUUAUUCUCACAAGAGACAAUGGACUUUUUCAAAAACACUGUUCGAGAUACAAUUAGUUAUAGAGAGAAGAACAAUGUUGUGCGACCUGACAUGAUUCACCUGUUGAUGGAAGCUACCAAAGGAACUUUGAAAGAUAGUGACAAUGAGAAAGAUGAUGCUAGUUUUGCCGCAACUGAAGAGGGUUUAAAAUCUCGGAACGUUACCAGAGAAUGGACUGCAAGGGAAAUAACUAGCCAAGUGUUCAUAUUUUUUGCGGCUGGUUUCGAGAGCACAGCUGGAGUAAUAACCAUGUGCAUUCACGAGUUGGCUUUGAAUCCAGAGGUGCAAGAGAAGUUGUAUCAGGAACUCAGAAACUUUAAGGAGGAACACAAAACUUUGACGUAUGAAAAUUUGAGCAAGAUGAAAUAUUUGGAUGCUGUAGUUACUGAAACAUUGAGGAAAUGGUCAAUUGCUAUUUUUAUGGAUCGUGUUUGCAGUAAACCAUAUGUACUACCACCACCGAGAGAAGGAGGAAAGCCAUAUCAAAUAAGACCCGGUGAUAUUGUAUACAACAUGGUGAAUAGUAUACAAAUGGACGAAAAAUACUAUCCACAGCCUGAAGUAUUUAAUCCCGACAGGUUUUCUGACGUUAACAAAGCUAACAUAACACCAACUACCUACGUGCCUUUUGGUAAUGGCCCAAGAAAUUGCAUUGGUUCCAGAUUUGCAUUGAUGGAGCUCAAAGUGCUAAUAUCUGAUCUGGUAUCGAACUUCAAGAUACUCAAAAGCAAGAAGACCUCAGAUCCUAUUCGUCUUCAUCACAAUGAUUUUAAUAUCAAAGCUCUAGGGGGUACAUACGUUAAAUUUGAGCCUAGAACAUACAAUUUAGUUUAUUAAUAUUGCAUUUUUAUCGACUAUAAUUCGAAUCUCAAAUUAUGAAUAAGUUAACUGUUACAAUAUUUAAUUUAGUUUAAGUUUUGUGUGAAAUAUUAAAUCAGGAUAAGUAUUUAAAAAUAUUUACAAAGUUUUAUACUUCUUUAUGAUACAUGAAAGUCGACUUUUAAUUUUCUAAAGUACUUAAUACUUUAGUAGUCUCCGGCUAGGUCUUUUAGACUUCAAUAUCAAAUUGGAAAUUCUUUAAAAAUAAUAUAUCUGUUGGACUCGUUACUGGAAUUGGUAGAAACUAUUAAUACUGAAAUAAAAAUAAAUACAUAAAUCGAUAUAAUAUGUUUUACACAUAUUAUAUCGAUAAAAUAAAUUUGGUUUUUGGAUUUCAUAAUGAAAGUGUGAUUAGUUCUUCAAUCUAAAAAAAACUCUGAAGUUAAAAUCUAAAGAUAGAAAUAAUAAGAACAAGUAACAUGUUUUUUACGAUAUAAUAAUCUUUACAUUUUAAUAUUUAAUUGUCAAAAUAUUGUUAUACAUUAUUAUAAUAAAUAAGAGAAAAUGUA